AUGCACACAGUGCAAAAAGACACAACCUUAACUAAAAUCUUUGUGGGUGGUCUACCUUAUCACACUACGGACUCAUCCCUUAGGAAAUAUUUCGAGGUAUUUGGGGACAUCGACGAAGCGGUGGUCAUUACGGACAGACAGACUGGCAAGUCUAGGGGCUAUGGAUUUGUAAGUAUCUGAAAACCAGAAAAAAAAAGGAUUGAAAAACCUAUUGUACAGCGCUGCGGACCUUGUUGGUGCUUUAUAAAUAAUAAUAAUUCCUCACUUUGUUGACUUGUCCUCAGUUUUUAAUUUUCUCGCAGUUACGGGAGUUGCAAUCCUACAGCUAUAACCGUACAUGUUGAGCGUACAAAUAUCUGUACAAGAAUUUUACAACAAACUCACUUUUACUAUAUAAGCCCAAAGGCUGAGAAUGUUCUGAACUCUCUGUGGCAGAUAAUUGUUUAUUUGUUUAAUCAAUUGUGUUUGGAUGCAUAGUCCAUUGUGUCAAUGUUUAUAUUUGCAGUAACAUUGUCUAUGUUGGUUAUUUAAAAAGCUCAAGUAUUGCACAGAUAUUUGCUGAGCAGGCCCCUCUGGCUAAACAAGAAUUAGAUCAUUGCUAUUUUUAAAGUUCUAAUUUUUUUUUUUGGACAUUCCCAAAGUUUAAAGUCCAAAUCUCCCCCUAAGGGAUUGUACUAGAAGCCUUCCCCAGCAGUUUGGCAGUUUGCUUAUUGAAGAGCCUGUGUUGUGAGUGCAUACAAACGUUUGUUUGAAAAAUAAACAUGUUUUUGGUUGAUCAUAUCAUUGGCAGCACUGCAGGUCUGUGUGUGUGUGUGUCUGUGUGUGUGUGUGUGUGUGUGUGUCUGUGUGUGUGUGUGUGUGUGUGUGGGUGUCUCAGAAUUAUAAAAUGUUCAGAUGUGGUUUAGACUUAGAGGAACAGGUGGAGAACCUCUCCCUGUGUUUUAUUCCUCUUGUUUUUGCUCUGAAAUCAGAAAGAAAAGUUGAAUUAAUGACGAAUUGUAACCCUUUUCUCCCCAAUCAUAGUAUUAACAACAAAUUGCUAAUAAAUCCCCGAUGUGCUUCAAACGUAUGUUCGUAUACUGCCAAGGAACAAGACGGGGAUACUGUCAGACUUCAGUCGCCUCAGUUUUCUCCCUUGUGACCCCCUCCCCCACUUAUUACAAAAUAUAUGUUUGACAGACUGUUAUCCAAGUCUGGGGUCUUGAAAUCCAUAAUUUAUUGAGCACAUAAAUGUAGUGGCGUUCAGACAUUUUAUAGGAAGUAAUCGAAUUUAAAGGGUAUCUAUUUUUUUUUUUUUCAUAUUUGCCGAGAGAGAGAGAGAGAGAGAGAGAGAGAGAGAGAGUUUUUUUUGUUUAAAUUUCAGGGACCCCUGAAAUCCAGUCCUAAAAUGUAAUUCAUGUGUGGGGGUGGGGGGGGUUGGUUCCCCCCCACUCUCUUUUUUUUUUUCUUUAAGUGUUUUGAGCAAUGAAGUGUUGAAAUGUUCCGUAAUAAAGUGAAUAGCUAAUUGUAAGGAUUUAAUGUGUUUCCUGUUGGGUGAUUGGUUGAAUAUCCAGGAAGUUUACUGUCCAGUGUCAUGGAAACUCAGGCUCGAAGAAAGAUGAAUUCCAAGGCUUUAUAUCUUGAGAAUCGCAGAGUUUGGAUCACUUUAUGUAUGUUCUGCUCUGAGUGGGUGGACGUUCCUUUAAUUUAUAAUCUCGUCUGUCCAUUACUGUCUCUUUAAAGAAGUAGGUGAUCUUCAUUAAACAACAACGUACUGCGAGAAUUCACCCACACAAAAAAAUAAAUGUAACUGUUUGAUGUUUUGUACGGUGAUAAUAUUUCGGCCUAAUUUUUUCUUGGUUUCCAACAUCUCACAGUAUAGAGAAUUAAAUCCAAGUGGUUCGGAUUAAAAAUAGAUUGUAAUGCAUCCGGUGAUAUUUUGUGCCAAUUUAUUCUCCGUGCCCACCUUGGCAGGGAGCUCAUUUUACUCCGUAUAGCACUGGUUAAAGUUUGCCAAUAAAUGCAUAGAUGCUCUUUGCAAACAUCCCAUAUGGAUUUAUAGUCUAUAAAGAUCUGCUUCUAGAUUUAUAGAAUCUCCAUAUUAAGGAGGGAUAAAAUGGAACUCGUUACUUAAAAUAUAUCUUAAAUUAUGAUAUAAAAUCGUAGUGACUCUGCAGUACAGCUACUUAAUAAUAAUAAUAAUAAUAAUAAUAAAUCACUUUCCCACCCUCUUAUUAGCGUCUUCUUUUUGGCCAUUCCUACGUACUAGCUUCAAAAGUGACAAGUGCUUGAUUAUGUAUUUUUUUGCUCCUUGGCAAUCUUAUUCUAUUGUUAUUUUGUUUAAUGUUUGGUGAUCGAAGUCUGAUUAUAAACUGCUUUGUAAAAGUCCACACUCCCAUGGAGUGCAGCAUACAAACCGUACUUAGAAAUGUUUGUUAUCGUUUUCCACUAACUAGCGAAAGUUAUCAUGGGUCAUUUCUGUAUUGUGGCGCAAAAACAACGUCCAAUUUGUAAGGUAGGCAAUCCUCGUAGCUGUGUUUUAUCCAGGGAAUUAUUUCCCACCAAAAAAGUCCACGCCUCUCCAUUUGUAUGGAACAGAUUCCCUAGCUUCUGGUCCUCUAGCGGCCGGACGUUUAAUGUCCAUCACGUAUUGGAUGCGCUAACUGUAGAUACACAUUGAACUCUUAUUCUUUUCUGCCGCAGGUGACAAUGUCCGACAGAGCAGCGGCUGACCGAGCCUGCAAAGACCCAAACCCCAUCAUCGAUGGUCGCAAAGCAAAUGUCAACCUUGCUUACCUGGGAGCCAAGCCAAGAAAUCUCCAAAGUGGUAAGUGGCCAUUUCUUCUUCACCACCAUUAACAUUCUUCCACCUUGCAGGUGGUUUUAGUUCCUAAGUAGAUACAGAGUGGAGACCUGAAUGUGUCUAGACGUGACUCUCUGUUUAAUAUCCGUAUACAAAGAGUCUCAAACCAGAGAGUUACAUCGUCCUCCGGCUUCCGAUAUGUAAAUUAAAUGAUUCACAAACUCUGUACGAGCCUCAUGCCUUAUUCAGUCACCAUAUAUGGGGACCUGUCAACGUUUUGACCUUAUUUGCCUUUCAUUAAUGCUAUCUAUAAACACCUUAAAGUGUGGCUUCAUUAUAAAUUUUAAAAAUAUUUUUAUUUUAAUUUUUUUGCUCAUCUAACUCAUUAAUGGGUUAGCACCUUUCCAUUUUUAAAAUUUUUUUUUAACCAAAGGCCACUUGUUAAUGGAAAAUUUGUAUUAAUUGCAACCAUAAUGUGUCAGAUGAUGUAAUCCUAUUGGGUAUGACUAUGCUAAAUGGCACACACUACAUGUACACAAUGUAUAUUGAGAACAGGUAACCAAUGCUUACUUUGGAUAUCCUUAUCUAUAAUCUGCGUUAUGUGCACUUUAUAAUGAGGUCAUCUGUAAAAUAGGUCUGCUGACCUGCUAUAAGAUAUUUUGUGCGUGAUGGUAAAUGUAUCUAAAGCGGAUCUUUUUGCUGUAUUUCUCACAAAACUAAAAAUCAACAAAGCAGAACAGCCAGACCCUAUCUUAAAGGGGCUUUGUCGUGCCAAGUCCUGGGCUAACAGGUUAGCAGAUGGCAUUGCUUGUCCACCACUCAGCAUCUCAGCUGCCCCAAAAACAAAGCAUUCUGGGAUAGAUUGCAGAAAUUACACUUACAUACAGCGUAGCAGAUCGCUACAGUGGCAUUUUAACUGUGUUCUUGGUAAAAGUUUAUUAUUAAGUAAUGUGUUUUUUUUUUUGUUUUUUUUAAUUAUCUGCCCUUUCGAUGCGCUGCUCAUACCCAUUACCGUGCCUAGACUAACUGAAGUCUUAUCUUACACACAAUCAUUAAAUGAAUUCCCUCUGUCCAUGUUUUUUUUUGUAGGUUUUACCAUUGGUGUUCAACAGUUACAUCCAGCCUUCAUUCAGAGACCAUAUGGGUAAGUUUCAAACAUUGCUAUGAAGGUCUAUCAGGGUUAGUCACUACACUGGAACUGACCAGGGAAUUGCAAGCUCUUAGGCCGACAUAGAAGAAUGAACAAAAGGAAAUGAAAAAUUCUCCAGCUUUGCUGUCUGUCCAAUUCUGCUAUUUAAUAAUACAAUCAAACUAGUUGUUUUUUUUUUUUCAAUAAAAUAUGAAUUCAAAUUUUAAAGCUAAAAUAGCUGGAUUCAAAAUAUUCUCAGUCUAUGAUUUAAUUCUGGAUAAUUUAGAGUUGAUUUCUUAUUUUUUAUUUUCUUUGAAUUCACAGCUUAUUGAAUAACCCUGAAAGUUUCUGCAUUGAGAUUGCCCUUUGUUAUUACCCAACUUAAUGAUUCCUCUUUUAUUGACCUUGGAAGGAUACAAGGCUGUGAAUCUAACAGUUGUUAAUUUUUCCUGUUUUGGAAACCUAUCCACUGAGCCAUCUCGCCGGCUAUAGAAAUUCCAAUUCCCAGGUCACUUCCCAGUUUUUGUAAAUAACCCUGCUUCUAUAUAAUUGUAUAAUCUUAUAGAUGACUAUAGGGUUUUCUUACUACAUUGGUCUAAAAUGAUGAUUAUUUGAUUAAUUCACAAAGUAAUUGGGACAAUAAAACUCUUCUUGUUGGUGUCUGUGUUUUUAUUUUUUUUAUAUCAUCCUAUACCAAAUUAUAUUUCUCAUGAUGUUUUGAUGUCUGCGGCUUUGUGUGCAUGUAUUUUAUUUAGUUAUUUUGUAUCAACAUUCUUGUAUCCGCGUUGCUUCUCGAUGCUGUUGGCCUUCCAGUGCCUGGAGUCUGAUGUCUUUAGGAUUCUUCCAGCUCUCAUCCCAGCUGAAUAUGGCGCGUGUUAGUCUGAACCUGUUGUGGAGGCUGGUACUUCGGAUCUUGCGAUUACUAGCUUGUUAGGAGCCGUUGAAACAGACUAGACAGAUGUUCUGCGAGGCCUCUCGCUGCCUGCUAUAGUAGGCUAUUGUCUGGCCCUUUUCAAUGGCUUAUCCCCCCUCCUUUUAUCCCUGUCUCUCUACCACACUACAAAAAAAAAGGGCUCUAAUUGGACCUAGCAGCUGUUCUAGAAAGCACGGGCGAGUCCGAAUCACAAUAGCUGCCAAAACAAUGCCUACGUUUAACUCCCUGGGGCACGGCUUACUUUGCACAUAACCUUGCAAGCCAUCUAAUGGCUCGCCGGCCUCUCCGGCAGCUACACGGUUAAAGGUGCUGUCAGACAAACCAAGGAUAGAGCCAGCUGUUACUGUGUUUAUAACUUUAUUUAUGAAGCACCCAGUGAGCUGAUCUUUUUACAAAAGAAACAUUCAGGGGAUUGAGACGGUAUAAAGCAAAACUUCAUUUAUGCAGUAAAUGACAAUGGUAGGCAGUAUCUGGGCUGAGGAGCUUGCAAUCUGUAAUACAGGCUUAGCUUACUAGAGCCACUUGUGAUUUAAACAUUUAACCUCAAUACAUCACGUACUAAAAGAAAUUAGUAAGUAUUGUAAAUUUUACUCCAGAACCCCUUUUUUUUUUUUCUGUGAAUCUUAAAUUUAUUCCUUUUGCCUUUAUAAAACCUCCUAAUUUUCUGUAGGUUAGAUGUCCACCCCCCCAAAUGGAUUUAUUACCUAAAUAAAGUGAUUUCUUGAGAUUUAAAAAACUGGAUUGUGAUUAUUUAAAACAAAAUUCAAUUAUUAGGGAAAUAUAGCUGAAUGGAUUCCCCCCCUACCCCCACCCCCCCCUUGCAUUUUCACAACUUCGGCAAUUCCAUAUAUUAAUUCACCACAAUUGCCAUUUUAUUGAAUAACCCAAAGGCUGUAGAAGACCUAAAAUAUGUCAGACAGGGAAGUAGUCUGCAAAAUUAACAUUUAUUUAUUUAUUUUGGUUUCCCGGCAAGUCUCGAAUAUGAUCUGUACACUAUUCUCUCUCUGUCCCUAUACCACAUUUUGUUUUAAUAUCAAACACUUGUCUUGUUACCAUAACAGCAUAGAUCAGAUAAGCACUGUGUAUACUGUGCCCCUUUGGAGAGGUGAGUGUGUUUUGUGUUUUUAAUGACUGUAAAUGUCUGACCCCAGGUCAAGGGAAGAGCUGAUAUAUUAGGAUUUAUACAGAGUCACUCGUCCAGCAUCCUGGAGAUUUAAACAGCCCAUUGAGCGUAUUGCUACUGUACCAUCUAAUCUGUUCUUGGAUCCAAAUACUCCUCUUUUGAGACCUGGAAAUAAAAUGCUUUUUGUAAUGGAAAUCGUUAACUCCUUAAGUACUUUAACCCCUUUAUGUCAAGGGGUCUGGCAAAAGAAGAAUUAACCAAUUUGAUGCUGUAGGAUAAAGUGGGCCCUCAGCUGGCUGCCUAGUUCCUCCUUUGUUCAUUAUAAUAUGGGGGUACAGUUCUGUACCCCAAACCUUUGUACUAGUAAAACAGAUUUAUGUCUGCAAAUAUUUAUAGCCGUUAAAGUUUUGCGGUUAUAGCCCCCCAUAUAAAUACGUGCUGGGCCUUGAAGAAUCUGCAAAAAAAACUCCCCACAUCAGCCAGCGUUGCUUUGUUUUUUUUUUUUUUGUUUUUUUUUAUACAUUUUGUAAAAAAUGUUAUUUACAUGAAAUCUAAAAAAAACAACACACAUGGUAUAAAAGCAAAUUUUUAGAGUUUUUAUUAUGCACCGAGGUGGUUAGAAAGUUUUUACAUUUUAUUAAUUUUUAUUUUUUGUAAUUAUUUUACAAUUUUUUUUAAAUUUUUUUUAAAUAUAUAUUUUUUAUAGAAGAUGUUUUGAUGGGAACAGUAAGAACAUAUCCAUUUUUAUUACACGUUUCUUUGGAGUGUUUGUCCUUCAAGUCUCCACAUUGAGUUAGAUUUAAAAUGCAGAUGUGACUUUUGUUUUAAAUCCACCCCACCCCUGCCCUCCUCCCCCAAUUCCCUCCUCCUAUUCCCUCCUUUCCUGGUGCCGAAUAUUUAAUGUAAAUUCUGACUAAACACAGGCUUGCUAAAUACACCCUUCUCCCCUUGCAGUGAAGGCUUUUGUUCCUUUGUGUGUUGGUAAAUAAAUGUCAGAUUAUUUUUAAAUAAGUUACUUAUUCUCCAUGAAUUCCCCCCCACCUUCUCUGCUCCCUCCCGGUCGACAAUCCUUUUCUAAUAGACUAUCUGGGCUCUGCAGAGCUGGGACUGUUAUCUCUCAGCCAAUUGUCUGCCAGGACUAUACUGAUUAUCAUACAGAUGUAUCCACACCCAACUGGGGGUGAAGGGAAGGGGGGCGUAGCAUGUAGUGCCUAUCACAACAAAUUGCUGGGGAUCUCCGGUCAUUUGCUCUGUGGCCUGUGAUGUGUAAAUGAGAGUUUAUCUCCAGCUCUCUCUCAUGUCUGUAUGUCAGCUGGCUCCCCAAUCUACCAGGCCACUGUUUCCACAACUACAAGUGACAAAUUUGCAUUUCACAAGCCCUCAAAUCUAUCACCCUGUGUGAGGUAAGGAUAUCACACUGAUAGGUGAUAUUUUACACCUAUGGACUUUUCAAAUUUCCUGUUGAUUUUUAGUGAGGCCACAUCUCUCUCUCUCUCUGUGUGUGUGUGUGUGUGUGUGUGUGUGUGUGUCUCUGGACAUGUAGCAAUUUUGAUAUUCAGUUGGGUAUUGAAUGAAAAGGGAUGCAUAAAAAUACAAUUCAUAUCUUGCAAGCGAAAUACAUAAACAAAUCAGUCAACUGCGUUGGGCCACUGUAAGCUUUUAACCUCUAGAAAUGGAGUCUGAGUAGUUUAUACAGCCAACCUCAAAUUAAUAUCGAACUGCUUGAUCUAAAUACAGGCAUACCCACUUUUAAGUACACAAUAGGACCAGAGCAUGUAAAUGUAAAACAAAAAUGUACUUUAAGUGAAGCAAUACCUUUAUUCACUUCCCAAUGCAUGUACUGCAUUGCAAUGAGAAGUAAUUACAGGCAUAACUAGUAUGUGGUGCUAAGGAAUUGGUAUAACCCGAGGGGCGAACGGUGUGCAGCACCUACAUUCAGCACCUCCACACUCUGCAUGAGCUGUAGAUAUUCCCCACAUGGAGAUACAUUGAUUCACUGCAUCUCUAUGAGGAGAUGCUGAUUGGUCAGUAGCAUUUUGCAGCCAAUCCUAUGGCAAACAUUGGAUUGUGAGAUCGCUUGAUGAUCUCAGAUAUAGAAGGAAGGAGCCAGUCAGGAAACCCAGCGGCGUGGGGAAAAAAAGGUGAGUUAAAACACUUUAUUCCUUGCCAAAGGAAGGGGUUCAGGUAACCUAGACUUACCUGCGCAUACACCAUGACGAACACUGUACACAUACAGAGCAGACUGCAAACAGACAGGCAGACACACACACAUACCAUGACAUAGACACACCAUGACUCUCACAUUAUUGCUAUAUGUGGGGUCAGUGGUGUUUCGGUCAGGGGAUUGUGUGCAGGCAGGUGGCAUGCUGGGUGGUGGAGUGCCUUGGGGUGGCGUCUGGCUGCAGAAUAGGGAGCUGUGCGGUCUCUGCUCUGCUCCCCAGCUGGCCCAGCAAUGAAACUGGGCGGGGAGCAGGCAUAGACUGCUGGAGUCUCCCUGGUCCUGCCAGCACACCAGCUGUCUGUCUGGCCCCAAGUGCCAUUAUUACAGGAAAUUUCCAGUAUCCUGGUGGGCAUAACUGAUAUAAUCACUGUAAUGCAUUUGUAACUAAAAUAAACACAAUAUUACAAGAAAAUUGUAAGCUUACCCCUAUUUGAUUGUUGUCAUUAAGGCCAGGGCAGCCUAGAGAAUUUAUUGUAGUAGGAGGAUGAAGGCAUACGGUGUCUUUGUUUCCCCAAAUUAAGUCUUCUAGGCAGAAAUAAUUUUCUUGCUGGCAAAUUGGGUGUUCUACAAGUAGCAAUCACAGUAGGAGCAGGAUGUGGUGCUGAUGUCAGAGCUGGAAAUGGACUGUUAGUUGAUGAUGAUCUGGGAUCAAAAUGACGGUCAGUCAAUGUUGACGAUCUGUGUGUUGAUGGACUUAGAGAAAAGUGUCUAUGGAGGUUUGAAGUGCAGCUCUCUUCUUUUCCCUGUAAAUUUCUUUGUAACAGGCAUGAGCCCCUGAAAUGUUAGCAUUGACUUUGGAACUUCAUUCAAAAUCCCUUUUAAUGCUUUUUAAAAAGAGCCAUGGCGCUAUCAAGAUAACGGAAAGCUUCAAAGAGAAUUUUUGUAGUUAAGCCUUCCGGCUGUUCCAUGAUCUCAACCCCAUCCUGCACAUCUUCUCUCUCCUCUUCAAUUUCUAGAAGAUCUUCAUUGCUGAGGGGCUCAGUAUGGGACGCAAGCAGUUCAGCAACAUCUUCUGGCUCCACUUCCAGCUCUAACUGCCUUUGCCAUCUCUACAAUCUUUUCAGUAACAUUAGCUACAUCAUCUUCAAAGCCUUAGGAAUAAUCAACUAACUCUGGGCAUAAUUUUUUCCAGGCCCUUUUCAUUGUGGUUUCCUUUGUCAUUCCAAGCAUCUCUUUUGGAUAGGACUUCGUUACCUGCUCCUUCUUCUUUGACUAUUGCUGCAAUACACUUACUGAAUGUUCUCUUUAAGUAGACCAACUUGAAGGCGGGUAUGACACCUUGAUCCAUGGGCUGCAGUAGUGAGGUGGUAUUUGUUGGUAGUAAUUGCCCUUGAAUGUUGGGGUUCAGCUCAUGUAGCGUUCAAGGGUGUCCAGGGGCAUUAUUGACAAGCAGCAAAAUGUGUAAAGGUAUAUUGUUGUCCUUGCAAUAGGCUUUCACCUCUGGAACAAAGCGGGCGUGAAACCAGUCUUCAGAAAGGGCUGCAGUUACCCAUGCUUUUCUGUUAGCUCUCCAAUGCACUGGAAGUCUAGUUUUAAUGUAGUUCUUCAAAGCUCUCGGAUUUUCCCAUCAGUAAAUUAGCAAAGUCUAGGUACCAGGUAUAGGUUUAGGUGUCUGCAGCAGCUGCCUCUCCUUGUACUCUAAUAUUAUAAAGGGUAGACCUUUUCUUGAACCUAUCAAACCAUCUAUGGCUUGCAGAAAAUUCUGCAUCCUUUGCUGCCUCACCUUCCUUAGCCUUCAGGAAAUUGAAUAGGCUUAAGGCUUUAAUUUGUACCAUUGCCUGGUUGACAGGAACAUGGCGUGUAGUCUGAUUUUCUAUCCAAAGUAUUAAGAGUCUCUCCAUGUCUGCAACAAUGCUAUUCCUUUUUUGAAUUUUUGUGUUAACGGGUGUAGCACUCUUAAUUUCUGCCAGAAUUUUUUCAUGAUGGAGUUAACUGUAGUCCGAGUGAAGCCUAGCCGUCGGCCUAUCUCAGCUUGAAUUACACCAUCAUACAAUUUAAUCAUUUUAGCCUUCAUAUCCAAGGUAAUAGAUUUACGGCUUUUUUUUGUAUCAGCCAUUAUUGACGUACAGUACAUAAUGGGUCCCUGUAUACCUGUACCAAUCAAAAGAACAAAUAGAAGUUCCUAAAAUAUGUACUGUAACUGUAUUUCAAAAUUAUCCCUAAAUUAUUAGGCUUCAAUUCACAGACUUGUACAUUUUUACUAUUUCAGAGGGCCAGGGGCUGUAGUGGGGGGCUGGGAGGGAGGGUCAGAGCCUAUAGUGAGGGGAGCCAUGGGCUGUAAUUAUAGGGGUCAGGGGGACGCUAGUAUUCUUGGGGGUGGGGGCCAGGGGCUGUAGUGGGGGGGUCAGGGUGUGAAGGAAAAAUAGGUUUCACCAAAUACUGUACAGUAAAAUGUACAGGUAAUACACUUACGUUUAUGCAGGUUUUUGGGUGGUGGGCGACUCAGAACUGGCUGGCGGACAGCCUCUUCACUGGCAGCAACUCUGGGCAUCAGCUCUGCCUCUUCAGAGUCUCUGCACAGCGUGGGAAUGUCUGUACUCGCGAGGCACUUUACGUACACUCGUGAAUGUACAUAAAGUGAGGGUACGUAAAGCGGGGUACUUUGAGAGACCGUCCCCUUCUCAACCGCAUUGAUAACGAAGAAUUAACACCUCCGUAUUAUCGGUCAGAUUUGUUUAAUGCACACCGGAUGAUCUUGUGUCUAAAUUGACCUAGAUAUUGCAGCAGUGUUAAUUCCACCUUACUUAUGUGGCCAAGGAGCCAGGAACUGUCACCGUUUAUAUUAAACCAUUUGUAAACUGAUUCAUAUUAAACCAAGGGAACUGUACGCAACAUAACUCCUGCAGUCAGCUGUAGGCUGCCCCUUUAGUUAUGGUUUUCCUUUCUGUAGCAUAUGAAUGCUAUAUACUGCAGGAUGAACCUUUUUUUUUAUGUGCUGUCAAUCAGCAACAAAUGAAGUAAUUAAUGCACAGGAUAACCUGGCACGCAUGUGCGGAGGUAGUGUUAAGAUGUUUUCCUGGAAACUUACAAUUUGUAUAUUUUUACGAGUGGUACAUCUCUGCCGUAUGGAGAAUUCAAAUGCAGGUUGAAUGUGAAGUCAUUAAAGGUCCACUGCCACAGGCUGUUGUUUGUGGUGCUUGGAGAGCUCAGGUGCAAAUUAACUCCAUGUUUGGAUGGGAAUCGCUACUUCCCAACAAGAAAAUGUGAUACAAUUCUCUGGGAACCGGACAUGGCAACCAAUCAAACAGUCAGGAGCAUUUUAAUAGUUUCCAUGGCAACCACCGCAAUCUGAUAAAUUUAACAGGGCUAGUGACCAGAUUAUAAUGGACAGCAUUGGGUCUGUCUCGUAUAACGCAAUGCCCUUGGUUUGAAAUGUGUGCUGCCUGUAUAUCUGACUGUUUCUGUAUCAGAACUCCAUAUCAGGGAACACUGUAGUGGUUAUUGUGGUUUUCUCAGAAAACUCAAAUCACCUUACUAAUUUACACUAUCGAGCGGGAAGCUUAGACCCCCUUCAUCCUCCAGAACUGGUGAAAGAAAAUGGCUGAGGCUUAGACCCUAUCCUGCUCCUGUACAAUCCGUAGUAUGAGGAAUGUGCUUCUAUAUAAAAAACAGCCAGCGAGCAGAACUUUCAUAAUUCAAUCUCUCUUGACCACUAAUAGGACAGACAGAUCCACUGUGUGUUUUUUUUGUUUUUUUCCCUGGACACCCAUCAACUCUUCAUGGCAUGCAGCGCAUGAAAAGUUCUGCCCUGGAAUAUGUAGAAGUGAUACACUGCAGGAUUGCUCCUUGACAUUUUAUUUAUUGCAUGCAGCAUGUGAAUUCUGCAUACAGCAGCGCAUUUCAUGUGUCGAGGAAAUAUGGUGGCUCUAGAAGCCCGACACACAAUACCAGCUGUCUUAGAUACGUGGGCGGGACACCAUGGACGAUUAUGUGCCGUAUCUUGUCCUGUUUAUGUAGUUAAACGAUUUUUAUUUACAUUGUAUCAAUCUCAAUGGGAGGUAGAGAGUGGUGUGCACUCCCAGUCUGGAUGUGUGCGUAGUUCGCUCUGUUAUUGGCCUGUUAGGGAUACCCAUCAUGGCUCACUUGUUGGCAUCGGCCUGUACAGCAGCAAUCAAUGCCCCUUGUAUGGGGCCUGUCAUUAAAGGUGCACAGCACAAUGCCUUCUAUGGAGAUGGUAUGUUAAUAGCAGGAAAAUCUUUCUUUAAAACGUAAAAGAGGGCAUAUACAUUGACAACCGCAGGUUGUAUGUAAACACUUUUUCGCUAAUGCACUCUCUUAAAUCUGGGCACUGGAGAGCUGUUGGUGUGUCCCAUUCUCCUCCUGACGUGUUAUGGAAUCUAUGUGAAGUGUGGGGAGACUUUAUUGACUAUUCAAAGAGUUUCAUUUCUGAACCAGACACCAUCUUCUGGGACAGGCAGGGAUCAGGCCAUGGGGAGCCAGGCCAGCAUUUCAUAGUGCCCAGUCGGCUUUGGUUUGCUAAGGAUCAUGGGAAUUGAAGUGUGCAAACUAGCUUUGCUUUUUUAGGGUACAUUUUACCUCCCAGGUCCCACCAUCAUAUAAUGGGCUUCUCAGAGACUAAGUAUGCUGGCUAAGACAAAACAACUACUCCUGGAACAAAAUAAUAAUUUUUCUUUUUUUUAUAAUUUAUUUUUUUUCUUCACCGCUUUAAUUUAUUAAAUGUUUCUAGUGUCAAAAGCCCAUUGCAGGGAGAAAGCGCUUUGUGUGUGUGUGUAUGCAUAAUGUGGCAUUCUGGCUGUCGUGGGUGAACAUUCGCUGACAAUGGUCUGUUUGACUUUUUUUCUUUAUGUAAUCGGACUCCCCCAUGUGCCUGAAUUUAUUACAAUCCCCCCAGCCCUGCUUGAUAAAUCUCUAUCUGUAGUGUCUACACUGAACCCGAACACAAUGAAGGAAGGGGUGUUUGUUUUGUGUUAAGUACUUCUCAACAAACAAACUGACAUGAAGGGGUUAAUGAUGCCCACCCAUUGUAAGACCAUAGAAAUUGUGUAUUGAUUCCACUGAUCCCCUGAAAGGUGAAGACGCCUUGCGUGUCGCAAAGGUUCAUAUUUUUUUGAAAGUCCAGUGUGAUGAAAUGGACAUUUUAAUAAGGGGGAGAAUAAUUCUAGCCUGCGGGCAUGUGAUAUAAGACUUAAAAAAACUUCAUUUCUGUUGGUUUGUUUUUCAUUACUUAUCCUAAAAGCAGAGCUUCAGAAAUUUAAUUGUGCAGAGCAUGGGUAGGAUUUGGGAGAUUCUAACAUUGCAAGAAUAAGGUAUUGCUGUCCAAACUUGUGUUGUACCCCCUCCUCCCACUCAAUAUUGUUUAUAAACUUAUUGACUUUUUGAAAUGCUCUGAAACUAUCACUAAAAUAACAGUAUUAUAUAAUUUCUGUCUGUAAACCACUUGAAUGCCCUGUAUUGAAAUGAUCUAGAGCAGAGUUGUCUGAUUCUAUGUCCCACCCCAACCCAGUGCAGUUGGUCUGCGACUUCCAUAAUCCUCUGCCCAUUUAUUGCCAUCAAAGAAACAACUUCUGGGAUGGUCAGAGUCUGGGGGUAUUCUGUAUUAAGUGCGGUCCUAGGGCAGUGUUAAAAAUAUGGAGCUAUUGCCAUGGAAACCAAUGGAACGUUGCAGUUUCAGAAUGUUGUCUAUUAUCAAGAAUGCUCAUGUUACACAGUGGGUUAAGGCCGUGACAGGAUGAGCGUGAUAUGCGUGAUGGCACGUGAGGGGUUUCUAAAAGUGGGAGUCGUUGAGCGUUUUUUUAAAAAAAACGUCCCUCAGAGUUUCCACUACAUGUAUUAUGUUGGCCGAGUUACGGAAUAACACAGGAAGCAAAUAACAAUUGAGUGGAAGGGGAGGGUGAAUAUGACCCGGUGACAGAUACAGGGAGGGGACAAAGAAUAUCACAUGAGGACAAUUUGUUUAGAAACUUGGUGUAUACAGUACAUGCGAUUUCAAUUCUGGACGAAAAAACAAAUCCCAUUAUUUUAUUCCUCAUCAGAAAAACAGACUUUAAAAAUUACGGUCUAGUUUGCUGAAGACGAAGAAGAAAUGGUAGCAGGUUUGAGCUAUACAUCCUAACUGGACAGCUUUGCCUUUUCCGUUGGUAUAAAUUUACAAUUUGAUGGAUAUCUACAAUAGACGGUUCUUAUGUAUUUGAUUUACCUCUAAUUAAAUGUUGUUGUAUUUGCUGUCUAAAUAGGAGUCGCAGUACAGAAAUGCCAAGUUCUGAUAUCAAAUGUUGUUAAUUGACCGUAUAACGUAGCCUGUGUGUGUGUAUAGUAUAUCAUCAUAAAGAAGGUAUUUAAACCAAGUUUGUUUAUUUUAAUAUUUUUUUUUUUUUUUUUUGUGUUUCACAGGUUGACGCCACAAUAUAUCUACCCACCCGCCAUUGUCCAGCCAAGUGUGGUCAUUCCUACACCCAUACAGUCCCUCCAGAAUCCAUACAUUGAGUACAACGCUGCUUCCCAAGCUUACACCCACUACACCACCGCGGCCUAUGAACCGUAUCCGUACGCUGCAUCCCCUGCUGCAGGGUUUGUAGGCUAUGGAUACACGAACGCAGUCCAGCAACCUAUGUCUGCUACCACCACUGGAGCAACCCCUGCCACUUACAUACAAUAUCCAGCUCAGCAGCUGCAACUUGACCGUAUGCAGUAA
This is a messenger RNA of Pelobates cultripes (western spadefoot toad), 14841 nucleotides long. NCBI's taxonomy places the organism in Eukaryota, Metazoa, Chordata, Amphibia, Anura, Pelobatidae. The record is from the annotation of a GenBank genome assembly.